Messenger RNA from Arachis ipaensis, 996 nucleotides. Lineage: Eukaryota; Viridiplantae; Streptophyta; Magnoliopsida; Fabales; Fabaceae. The record is from RefSeq and is a predicted model, not a curated record.
AUGAACGCUGUAGCUGAGGCAGUGCGUGAGGCUGUAGUAGCAGUGGCUAGGGUUAUUGAACGUCUUGGGGUUAAACCGCCUAAGUUUAAAGGUACACUCAUUGCGACUGAUGCUGACAACUGGUUUCGAGCUAUUGAACGAUCACUGCGAGCGCAGCAUGGGAUACAGCGACUGUUACAACAAGAUGAAGGCGAUAUUCCUUGGAAUACUUUUAAGGAUGAAUUUUAUAAGAAGUAUUUUCCGAGGGCAGCUCGUGACGCUAAGGAGAUGGAACUUAUGCAGCUGAAACUGGGUAACACAACUGUUGCAGAAUAUGCCCGUAAGUUUGAUGACUUGUGCCGUUUCUCCAAGAUCUGCCAAGGGAAUCCUGCUGACUUUGAAGAAUGGAAGUGUUUGAAGUUCGAAGGGGGCCUUCGUGGGGAUCUGAUGAGUUCAGUAGUUCUAUUAGAGAUAAGAAAUUUUGCUGAACUGGUGAAUAAAAGUAAACUAGUGGAAGAAUGUUCAAAAAAGGUGGCGAUAGCUCGAGCAGAUCGUAAGGAAACCUCAGGAAGAGACUUUAUUCAAGAUCUAGCCCCUCAAGGUCGUAACUUUAAGUUCAGUGGUCAGUUCCAUCGCCAAAAUAGGAAUCAACGAAAUGGUAACUUUCUCAUUCGUAACAAUGGCAAAUACGACAACAAUAAUCUGGGAGAAGAAGAAGGAGGUCAACCUCAGGAAAUUCAGGAUAUUUCAGUAUGCUCAAGGUGUGGGAAAGAUCAUGGUAACAUACCAUGUCAGUAUGGGACAAACCAUUGUUAUGCUUACGGAGAACCUGGACACAUAGCUAGGAUUUGCCCAAGGAGGUUUGUUCGAGAACCAGCAAGGCCAAAACAACAAGGAAGGAUUUUUACCGUAACUGCUGGCAACAUAAAUGCAUAUAAUUCUUCCACUCGAGGUGAGUACCACACUAUGGUUUUUCUAGAUAAUACUGUAACUUCUUAUGCGCAUGUUAAAUUUUGA